Messenger RNA from Blastomyces dermatitidis ER-3, 1929 nucleotides. RefSeq names its product bZIP transcription factor. Gene Ontology annotation, molecular function: DNA-binding transcription factor activity; DNA binding. The coding region runs from base 1 to 1929 and encodes 642 amino acids. Gene Ontology annotation, biological process: regulation of DNA-templated transcription. Lineage: Eukaryota; Fungi; Ascomycota; Eurotiomycetes; Onygenales; Ajellomycetaceae. The record is from RefSeq and is a predicted model, not a curated record. The transcript has 2 exons.
AUGACGAGAUAUCAGGCUUCGUCGACAUUCGAGUUCUAUCACCAGUCACCCGCUCUCGAUGCGAAACCUGUAUUUUCCGGGGACGAUGAGAUGAGCGUCCUGGAUGAUAAAAUUCUCGAAUCCUCCACUUCAGAUAUCCCCUCCAUGAACGACCCAAGACGGUCGUCCUUCGAUCACACUUCAGAGGACUUCUCCCGAAGAAAUUCAGUCUGGUCAGAAUCCCAAUCGCGGCAUGCCUCUCAAAUGUCUACUCCCCUCUUUGAGCCCGUAAACCCCUUUGCCCGAGUAGACACCUCACACCCAACCAGCUACGGCCAGCAACAACCAUGGCCUCUCUCUGCCGAUUCUGGUUCAUGUACGCCCACCCCAAUCUACGAACAAUUCCCCCAGGACUACGAUGGGAACUCCACCAACCCUUUUGCUGGUGGCGCAGUUGGUCCUGUUAACCCCAUGUCCUUCUCCCAUAUGCAAUAUCGACCUGGGUCGACUUUCCCCGGUUCUUCUGCCACCCCAAUGUCUCCCCAGUCCAGUCAGGGCUGGGUAUCAGGGACGUCAGAGGCUACCGAGGCACGCUCAAAACCUAGUCGGAAUAGCACAUACCGGAAUGGAUCUCCGCUGCAUUUGCGGAGAGACGGCAUCCGGAAGAAGAACGCUCGUUUUGACAUUCCCGCUGAGAGAACUCUCAGCAACAUUGACCUGUUGAUCAGUCAAUGUACCGAUGAGGAUGAGAUCAAAGAGUUGAAACAGCAAAAACGUCUGCUGAGAAACCGACAGGCAGCACUUGACUCCCGCCAACGGAAAAAGGUGCAUACUGAACAGCUCGAGGAAGACAAGAAACGGUCUUCCACUCUUAUCAACGAACUCGAAGAAGCUCUGCGGGAGAUGAAACUCCGGGAGCAAGAGUACCAUCGGGAAAAAGCGGAACUGUUCGAGCGUGAGCAGCAGUUGCGCACAUAUAUUAACCAGCUCCACAUGGAGAAGGAAGAGAUGAUUCGGUCCCACACACUUGAAACUGGUGAACUUCGCAAGAAAAACGCAAUUCUUCGAGAACAUCUGGAGAAAGUGGAGCUUGGUGCCCAGCCGGCUCCGAACUCGGCAUUCCGGAACGAAUUCUCUGAUUACGAGAACAUCACAAUGGAGAAUGCUCCUUGGGAUGACUUCUCGAUGGUGAACGAGUUCUCUCUUAACACCGAAAACCAUGGUCUCAUUCGCACGCCUACCCCUGUGCCUGACAACACUGUGCUUGUGACUUCCAAAAAGUCCGAGAAAUCCUUGGACAAGCCCCCAGGCCAUACCGAUUCCUCUCCUUUCAGCUGGAACACAUUUUAUAUGUGUUUACUUUUUGGUGCUUUUAUUGCAUCAAACAACAGCUCCAUCUCACCCGCUCUUCCAGCCCUCUCCGAGGAGUACCGUGCGGAAUCGGCAAACGUCUUGAGAGCUGUCCUCGCAUCUGCUGAUUCGUCCGAUGCCGCUAAUGCCCUCAACCCCGGGGCCCUUCCUGGCACAUCCUCCUCCAUCACUGCCAACCUUCCCACCACCAUUACUGGGGCGGAAAUGGCACAGAUUACUGGCGGAGGGCCCUCUACAUCAAAUCUUGACGACUUGCAUCGCAACCUUGUCGCCCCUACUAAGCAACAAGAGGAGGAACAAGUAUUCUCUCUCACCACAGAGAGGUAUAGGUCACUCACCACCUUGGAAGACGACGGAGGGGACUUCAAACCUCCUCCAUCGAAUUUCCAGCAAGCCUAUGCAAAUAUGCGCAAUGCUGGCAUGCAGCAUACGAAAAACGUUCCGGACAUCUAUUCACGGUCCCUAUUGUGGGACAGGGUGCCAGAAAAGGUAGUUCAAGAUUUUAGGAGGAUGGUGAAGGAAUGCAGCGCUUCCACCCCUAUCAAGGAUGAACAGGCCGGAGCCGUUUGCCAGUCAUAA